GUUCCUGAGGUGGGAGGCGGCACCCGUGGCUGAGAAGGAGGCCUGAGAGCGACAUGUCCCCGGCGGCUGAAGCACAGCGGCCCGUGGCGCUGUUUUUCUGAGUCCGGGGCGGCCUGGCGGCAGGCUGAAGACGAGACUUGGCGGAGGCUGCCCCCGCGGUGGUGGCCGCCAUGCUGGGCUCCCAGGCGGUUGAGGGAGCCGCCGUGGCGCUUGUGCGACUGCUGCUGCCGCUACUACUGCUGCCGGCGCUCCGGGGACCGGGGCUCGGCGUGGUCGGCUUGGCGGGGGCCGGGCUGCCCGAGAGCGUGAUUUGGGCCGUCAACGCGGGCGGGGAGGCGCAUGUGGACGUGCACGGGAUCCACUUCCGCAAGGACCCUUUGGAAGGCCGGGUUGGUCGAGCCUCUGACUAUGGCAUGAAACUGCCAAUCCUGCGUUCCAACCCCGAGGACCAGAUCCUGUAUCAAACGGAGCGGUACAACGAGGAGACCUUUGGCUAUGAGGUGCCCAUCAAGGAAGAGGGGGACUAUGUGCUGGUGUUGAAAUUUGCCGAAGUCUACUUUGCACAGUCCCAGCAGAAGGUAUUUGAUGUGCGACUGAACGGCCACGUGGUGGUGAAGGACUUGGAUAUCUUUGAUCGCGUGGGGCACAGCACAGCUCACGAUGAAAUCAUCCCGAUGAGCAUCAGGAAGGGGAAGCUGAGCGUCCAGGGGGAGGUGUCCACCUUCACCGGGAAGCUCUACAUCGAGUUCGUCAAGGGGUACUACGACAAUCCCAAGGUCUGUGCUCUCUACAUCAUGGCCGGGACCGUGGACGAUGUACCAAAGCUGCAGCCCCAUCCAGGACUAGAGAAGAAAGAGGAGGAGGAGGAGGAGGAGGAGUACGACGAAGGGUCUAAUCUCAAAAGACAGACCAACAAGAACCGGGUGCAGUCGGGCCCACGCACGCCCAACCCCUACGCCUCGGACAACAGCAGCCUCAUGUUUCCCAUCCUGGUGGCCUUCGGAGUCUUCAUUCCAACCCUCUUCUGCCUCUGCCGGUUGUGAGAACAAAGUACCGUCCUGAACAGGGUGGAGGGGUGUGGGAAAGAAACCAAACGCGUUUUGGGUUUCUGUAUUUUUCACAGUGAUUAACAAAAACAGACAAAGACACACACACACACACACACACACACACACACACACACACACACACACACACACACACACACACACACACACACACACACACACACACACACACUUAAAGGAGAUGAAAAGAGGCAGAGUGAGGAGAGAGUGGCCCUCAUCCACCGCCUGGUCGCAGACCUGCUUGGGUCCUAGCUCUCUGUGUAGCAGUCUCCUACUGCCUCUUCCUCUCUAGGGUACGUAGGGUAGACCGGCUCCUCCCUGGUCAGGGGUCCUUGUCUGUACACCCAGUGGAAAGGACUCUGGACUCAGAGCAGACACGGUUCCUUUUCUUUAGGUUACAAAUUAACAGCAGGGCAAUGUCAUCUUCUUACCCGCAAAGACCAGCGCUGGGAGUUGGGUGUGUUCUGAAGUUUUGUCCAGAUAAGUUUUCAGAUGUCCUGGGAUUGAGAGUGGAGUGUGUGUGUGUGUUUGUGUAAAGGUGUGUAACUUGUAUGAUAAAUUUUAAGACAGAAGGGGGAUUAAAAAAGAAGAAAAGUAGGCGCCUCCUCACUUGGAAGCCUUUCUGGUUUUAACCCAGCAAUGGUUCCACCUUAAGUGUCGAGCUUUGUCGUUGCUCGUCUCCCUGACGCGUGCUGGUGAGAGGACUGUCUGGUAUCCGAGACAAUUAGUUUAUGUCAGGUCCUCAAGUUGCCUCUGGCUUCUUACCGCAACAGAUCAUUUUGAUUUCAGUGCCUGUUGGGGACUUGAUUUCCUCUCUCUCUCUCUCUUUUUUCUUUUUGUCUUAAUCUGGCUCAGUUGAAAACUCUUUUCUCACUCAACCAUCCCGCUAAGUUAUUGCCAAGAAGGGAAGGAGACUUGGGGAUUUGGGGUUCCCUCUGCUUGAAUGUCUUCCCCUCCACCACCUCACCUUACUGGUACCUCCCUCCCUGGAUCUCUGAGCCAGCAGCCAGGAGGACCUGACCCAGCAGUUCUUUUACUGGCCCCUCCGUAGGGUCUUGCUGCCAGGGGACAGGGAUGCUUUCCAGCCUGCAGCAACAGAACACUUGACCUUAAAAGUCUCUUCUAGUCUUUGGAUUGGAAAAGGCUUAUGUUAGCAUAACUUAAGAGCAACCUCAGAGACUUGAGCCCUACUAAGUGACUGACCACUGUUGAGAGUACCUAGUAUCUGACGUUCAUUUAUUCCCAUGUCCCUCUGCAUCAGAGCCAACUGGUUUUGGUUUAUGCAGAGAGCUGCUCCCAGGAGCUAGACUGACUGUCUGUAUCUGGCCCAGUGAUGCCUCUCCCUGACCCUAAUGGUGUGCCCCCUGGUCCUCUCAUUUACCUGUCCAGGGCACAGCCAGGUUCUUGGGGUGACAGGGCUGAAAGAUUGCCAGUCAGCCAUAGUUCUGGCAGCUCUGAAGCCACCCUUAGCAUCUCGGUGUCUGUCUUGAAUUCCCUGAGAACAUCUCUGCAGGAAAUGAAGCUUCCUUGUUCCCCUCCUUUCUGGUCCCCGCCAUCCUUUUCCCAAGUAGGGUAGCAAUGAGGGAGGACCCCACUGAGCUACAAGGAAUUAUGUGGAUGGAAGGAUUAGCUUAUGCUUGGGCCAGAGUAGCCCAGAGUCUCAGGCCAGGCCCAUCUUUUUGAAAUGUGUUUGAUUUUGAGUUUUGUCUUUUUAAAUAUGUUUUCCAAGAACUCCAUGUAUUUGAACUGCUCAUUAUGUGACAAAGUAAAUAGCUCUUAGGCUCAUGUCCUGGGUUUCGGUUCUUAAUGAGUUCCUCCAGGUCAUUAUUUAGUCCUUUGAGUUGUUCUCCUUUAUUUUGGCUGUGACUUUGGGCCUCAGUAUUCAGGUAUUGAGUCAGGCAGCUGGACGGUUGCAGCGUGAAACUGUAAUCAGAGGAACACUCCUGGAGUGCUUCACACAGCUCCCUGUGUUAAAGGAUGACGUGCUGUGGCCUGGAUCCUGGGGACCACCUGCCUGGGGCAGUGGACGUCCUAUUAAUUGGGCUUCUGACAGUGGCUUCGAUUCCUUUUCCAUCACAGCUCCCCAAAGCUGUAGGCCACUGCCAACAGAGUGGACAGGGUGAGGAAGGUGGACUCACUGCCUCCACUUUGCCUUGCUCAUUAGUUUGCUUGGGUCUCUCUGAGGGAGGGGCCCCCGCCUCCUCACCUCAGCCAUCCCCUCAGUGACUCAGAGUCUCAGAAGGAAACCCUGGCUCCUGGGGCCAUUUCCUAACGGUACUGUAAGCCAAGCAGCUUUGCUUCUGCCUCUGUUUCCAAGCCCGCUCCCUCCCCCUGAGUUCAGGGAUAGGGAUGGGCACUUUCCUCUUUGGUUGCGUCGGAAGGAAGGGACCUCUUUCUAUGGCUCAAAAACUAAAGGGGAAGUGAGGAAACAGGAAGAAUUAUGGUGGGGGCUGGGGUAGAGUCCCCUGGAGCCAAGCCCACCCAGCUCCCAGAGCUGCCCAGGGCUGGUCACAGUUGGCUUGUGAUACUGAACUUGAAAGCUUUUUUUUUUUUUUGGUUCCUUCACAAUGAUAUAGGUACAUGAAGUUUAGGUUAAAGGGGUGGGAUGGGGUACACUUUAUUUUUAUUUUCGUAUCGUGUGUGUCAAAAAUUACUCUGUUGUUCAUCUUUUGCUUUUUGCACUGUUUGUCCCCACGUCUGUUUGAGCUGGUGCUAGGACUGAGAGGCUGCGCUGUAAGGGAGUCUGACUGGAGUUGGGGAGGUGAUGAGUGAUGCCCAUUAGGGGUGGGGAAGGAGAGGCCUGGGCUCUUCUGCUGGAUCCAUGCUCUGUCCUAGGUUUUUAGAUCCUCCUGAGCCCAAUGGACCAAGCCAAGAGCAGACAGCCAAGGUGAAACUCCUUUUGCCAGAAGCGUGGCUUGGGUUCACUUUCCAGGUGGACCGGGCAAAGUGUCUGCUGGAGAUGGGCUGAGAGUCUGCAGCGUAGCCUUGACUUGGCUCGGGGACCAGCUGGCCUCUGAUCAGACUUUUUCUAGGCUUCCCUCAUGCUGACGGAAACACGCCAGGAAACAGUCUUUGGGACCCAUGUACCCUAAACCAGAUACAUUUUUCUGAAAAAUCUCCACCAUUGCGGAGAAGCUGCUCAGUGUUAACCUUGAGUUCUGGUGACUUGAAAGAUGGUUCUCUUUAAGUGUCAGUGGUGUCAGACUCGCAGGAGGAUCACCGGGCCCACAGGCCCACAGACCCACCUGUUGGUUUGAGAGCAUGACCUUGUUUUCUUGUUCCCACUGUUUGCCUAAGAAAUACUGGCCUGAAAUUGGGGGAUCACAUUAGAGGUCACUUAGGCUUUGAACAGAUGGAGUGAAGUUUGAGUUAAGUUUACCUCCCCCUUUCUGUGCCUGGGAACUGUUUAAUCCAGUUUUAGAAUCAUGAUUUAACUUCUUUUUGGAGAAGCUUCUGUUUUAAGGAAUUUCUCUUCCUCCUUACCCUGCCUAUACCCUCUCCUGGGAAGGCCUGGUCGUGGCUUCUAGAAUCUCAGUUGAACUUCAGAAAACAGCAGCAGUAUUUUCCCUUUCCUAGCACUCAUAUUCCUUUCCCUAGAAAUCGGCUCAUCUUGGGAAGCCCAGGGGGAGAAUCCGCAAGUUCUUGACUCUCCCUGGGGGUUGGGGAAGGACCCACCCGGUCAGCACAGUGCCUUUUCCUCUCCUGCUCUGAGCCAGGGUGGGCAUUCCCUCCAGAUUCAGGUCUGGGCAGGGGGUCUUAUGGUCCCUGCCAUGGGGCUGCUUCCCCAUCCCUUCCUCCCCCUCCCCCUCCCCUUGGCUGGCCAGCUCUGAUCUAAUUCAAGUGUCUCCUUGCCUCGAGGAGCCUUAGAUGGCAUCAAAUGGCAAUGUGUAAUACUGUCCUCUGUGCCUCUCCAAAAGGACUCUUGAGAGCAGGUGAGCGUUCUAGAGUGAGAGAUUAACAGAUGCUCCUGUUUUAAAAAAAGAAAAAAAAAAAAAAAGAUUGAGGUGGGAGCAAGGGUGAGCUUUGGGCCUCCUUCUGCUGUGGCCGUGAGGGUAGGAGCCUAGGGGGAGGCUAAGUGAUGGUGCAGAAGUAGAAUCAGCAACACCCAGGAUCAGUUCGGAAACCUUAGAAGAAAGCUGCUUAUCUUCUAUGGAAAGAUGUAAUUAGGGAUCAAAAAGCUCUAAAGAAAUUGCGAAGAAGCCUUAAUGUUCAAGCUUUGGAGAGAUCAGAGUAGCUCCCUUUCAGCCCGAGCUAGGACUCUCUCUGUAUUUAGACCUCUCCUGAGGCAAGAGGGCGAGAUUUCCUCAUUUUGUUACAAGACUUCGAUUGGCACCACCGGGUCAGCUGCCCGGCGAGGGCGGGUUUCUUCUCUGGACACGGGUAACUUGCUGCUGAUUGGGUUUGUCCUUGCCCAGCUGCCUGUGCCUAGCCUGCUUUGGGUGGCCAACGCAUUCUGAUACGGGCAGGUGAUCUGGGGACUGUCUGGGUUGGCAGGAAGAGCGCAGGCUGGAUCUCUUGGGACGGGUCCCCCCUCCCCUGAGCAUAAAAACAAGGAGCCAGGAUGGUGCUGGCUGCCAGGGAAACAGUAGAGCCUGUUGGAGUUGGCAGAGAGGCCUUGGCACCUCUCGCAUCCAGGCAGUCUUUUGAGAGGGGGGCACGGAGCACCGGGAGAAGCAGAACUCCAUUCUCACCUCUAUUUUGAGCUUCAGGGCUUUAUUUCAGUACGAGGAACAACAACAACAAACUGGAGUGCGCUUUCCGCCCUUUCAAAGGACAACUGUCGGGAAUGGAGGGCUGAGUUGCCAAGCGGGAGGGGAGAGCUGGCGGGAUCGACGUUGCAGCAAACCAGGAAUGAGGUGUGCUCGACUCCUCUCUUCCCUGGUGUGUCACGAUCCAGGGAAUGAAAAGAAAUUUGACCCUGGAUUAGUUCCCUCCUUGGAUUUUCCUUCCACCAAGUUCUCCCACGCUCAGACCAGCGGCCCCUUCGAGCGCCAGGCGGCCCCUUCAGCCAUUAUUGGCCUAACCGGCUUGUCAGGAAACCAGCAAGCCCCGCGCCCCCCAGACUGGGCCUGGCUGCCCUAUUCUGUACCGAGUACUGGAGAAUAGUGUCAAGUUCAUGGUAGCCCCUGUAGCUGCUACUCUAGGUUCCCACCCUCUCCCUGCAGAGGCCAAACCUUACUACUAUGUCUGUAGCCACAGCACAUUUACGGUGACACAGUGAGACGUGAUUGAGGGGCUUUGAACCUGGCUGGCCCGGGCAAGCCGUAGGGGUGGAUCGAGCUGUCUUUCCUUCUGGGCUGUCUCCAUCUGUCCCUACCCCUUCCAUGUCCCACCCUGCUCCCACCAAAAAGUUACAAAAUCAGGAUGUUUUUCACUGUCCAUUGCUUUGUGUUUUAAUAAACAAUUUGCAGUGACA
This is a messenger RNA of Camelus dromedarius (Arabian camel), 6483 nucleotides long. RefSeq names its product malectin (gene MLEC). NCBI's taxonomy places the organism in Eukaryota, Metazoa, Chordata, Mammalia, Artiodactyla, Camelidae. Gene Ontology annotation, cellular component: membrane. The record is from RefSeq and is a predicted model, not a curated record. The coding region runs from base 171 to 1043 and encodes 290 amino acids. The transcript is spliced from 5 exons. Gene Ontology annotation, molecular function: carbohydrate binding.